AAUGGCAGGUGUCGGCUUUAUACUACAUCUACACUACCAGCGAAAAAGCCCUCUGAGCUUUAACCAGCUAAAGUUCCAAAACCCACUCUUGCUUUUUUUUAUUUUUUAUUUUAUUUCUUUUUCUUUUAUCCUUUCCUCUCUCUCGCACUCACUCCCUCUCUCUCUCUCUCUCUCUCUCUCUCUUCCAUGUCCCACCAGUAGUAGCCAUGAAUGGAAAGUAGACAGCUGAAAUGGAGAUGGGUUCAAGCUCUCUGCCAGUUUCAGGCCCCUCUGCCUCUUCUGAUUCCCUCAAUGGACUAAAAUUCGGGAAGAAGAUCUAUUUUGAGGAUGUGGGUGGUGCUGUUUCUGCCUCGAAACCCAGUUUCUCUGCUUCUUCUUCGUCUUCGUCGUCAUCGGCGUCGACGGUUACGGAGGCGGCAGCUGUCGCGGUGGGGUCUGCAUCAUCAACGGCAUCGGCUGCUGCUGCGGGGCCCAAGAAGGGGAGAGGCAUGGUGCAUGGUGGGCAGCCUCCAAGAUGUCAAGUUGAGGGGUGCAAGGUGGAUUUGAGUGGCGCAAAGGCCUAUUACUGUAGGCAUAAGGUGUGUGGGAUGCAUUCCAAGUCACCCAAGGUGUCGGUUGCUGGGAUGGAGCAGAGGUUCUGUCAGCAGUGCAGUAGAUUUCAUCAGCUAUCUGAAUUUGACCAAGGCAAACGCAGCUGUCGCAGACGUCUGGCUGGCCACAAUGAACGUCGGAGGAAGCCGCCAAUUGGGUCGUCCUUGUCAUCACGCUACGGACGCGUAUCAUCUUUCCAUGAAGACAACAACCGAGUUGGAAGCUUUUUGGUGGACUUCACAUACCCAAGACCACCAGGGAGAGAUGUGUGGCCCACUAUAAGAGCUGGUGAUCCUGUACCUGGCAAUCACACCUCCACCUCCGGCAAGUAUCCUCCUGAACUUUGGCAGGGCAGCUUAGAGGUUCCCCCCGGCAGCGUCUCGGCCCAUGUGCCUCACCCAUACCUUCAAGUUUCGGCAGGUGGGCCACCACUUUCUGGACCAGACAUACCACCUACUGAGUGUUUCACGGGGGGCUCCUCCGACUCUGGCUGUGCUCUCUCUCUUCUGUCAAUAUCAUCUCAGCUAUGGGAUCCCAGAAACCGAGCUCAGGGCAUUGCACCAACCAGCUUCAUGACCACCCAAGGGGUCUCAAUAGCUCAACCAGCACCACAUGGCAGCAAUGCUUUUGUGGGGGGCAGUGCAUGGAAUUUCAAGGGCCAUGAAGCCAGCAGCAGCUCGUAUGGAAUCCAGCGGGAGUCAGGCCUGGGACAAACAGCUCCCGAGCCUGUAAGCAAUCAGUUCUCGAGCGAGCUCGAGUUAUCUCAGCAGGGGGGCAGGCAAUACAUGGACCUUGGGCAGUCAAGGGCUUAUGGGUCUUCUUCCAACAAUCAAAUGAACUGGUCUCUUUAAGAGCCUGCUAGGGCUCAGGAGUUACGGUUCUUUUCAUGGAUUUCUUCUUUAGCUUGGUUUUAGGUUUCUAUAUGAAUUAUCAUAAACUUAGGUAUCUAUCCACCAGCUUAUAAGACUGAUGGGUUAAACCUGGUAGCUAUGCAGUAUGAAUAUUUGAACUCUUUUCAUGUUCUGGUCUGCUUGGUUAAGGGUUUUGGAGAUGAUGUGGAUGGAAGUUAUCCUGCA
Magnolia sinica is the source of this 1667-nucleotide messenger RNA. Its product is annotated as squamosa promoter-binding-like protein 17. The coding region runs from base 231 to 1442 and encodes 403 amino acids. The record is from RefSeq and is a predicted model, not a curated record. The transcript has 3 exons. Gene Ontology annotation, molecular function: DNA binding. Gene Ontology annotation, cellular component: nucleus. Lineage: Eukaryota; Viridiplantae; Streptophyta; Magnoliopsida; Magnoliales; Magnoliaceae.